ACUAGAGUGGCCCUGCGGACCUAUUCUCGGAGCCCGAAUGUUGUGCGCACAGAUCGUGUUUUGAAUUCCGAGGUCAUUGUGGUUUGAACUUCACAAUGGGCUGCCGUCCGAUUUUCUUGCUCCUGGCAGUAACGUUUACUGUCUUUCUUAUGUUUGCUAUCUCAAUCUUUGCUGGUGGGAUUCUGAAUAGAAUCCGUGGUGGAUACCGAGACGUUGGCGAGAGUUGGAAGCUCAGCUAUUGGGAGGCUCAUGUCGUUACUCGCCUUGUGUUUGCUGUUCCCAUCGGACUGACAGCGGGCCUGUGUGGAUGGCACUUGAAGGGUGGACUCGUUGUGAUGCUGAUGACUUGGUUUAGUCUUUAUGUUGGAUGGGGAUGUUACAUGUCAAUUGGAGACAAUCCGCAUGGAAAUCUGAGUCGGUCUGGUGUUUUUGACUGGUUGAUUGGUCGUCAAGGAAAUGAUUGGAAUGAGCUGCGAAUGGUGUCUCGUGAUUACGCAGGCAUGUCUCUGCGUGGCCUCAUCUGGACUGCUCCCAGUGGCUACGCUCUCUACUACAUGGGCUACGGCUGGCAAUAUGCCAUAUCAGGCAGUCUAAUGGGUUUCAUAUAUUAUCUUGGACAAAAAACCCCAAUAGACAGCGGACCACUUACACCGGAUUUUGCUCGUGGUAUUCCAGUAUCCGAAUUCUAUUGGGGAGCAUGGAUAUGGAUGGUUGUCUUCUUCUCAUCUGUCGCUCGCAUGACCGAAUACGUCGUGAAGCGUUGGGAAAGGAAAUCGGACGCAAGCGACGUUGACUACCCACAACCAACCUACAAACGAUCCAACUGGACAACAGGAAAGUUCAAUCGUCGCGUCUUAGCUGUUCUGUUCGAAUGCCUUCACGUGAGUCUCAACGUUGUGUUCGCGGCGUCGGUUUGUUUCUACGCGAUUGUCGAUCAGUCAGACGUGAGAAACAAGGCACAGACGUUUUUCGGCAUGUUCACGGCGAGCGCAUUCUUACUCUUUGCUCAAGCGUUUAUUAUCGGGAAAGCGUGGACUAUCUCCUGGAUCAGACGUAUUCAGAAACGACGACGAGAAAUGGCGCCUCAUCGAGGAACCUCUGGGCUAAUGCAACCGGAAAUACGAGGGACACACCCGGUUGUACAUCUCAAUCGAGUGGAAACGAAUAAUGUACGUUACCGUGGCAACAAUUCAACGUUAUCACCGGAUCCGUUUGGUAACUUAGUGACGAGAUCAAUGUUUGUGCCUCUGGAGCAGCACAGUGAGGAACCGCCGGGUUACAAUACGGCACAACGAGUACCGUCUCUUCAAGUGUCGAGUGUAAUUGCUAGUCAACCGAGUGUACAACGUUCGGAGUCGGAGUCGUCGAUCGGAUCGGAUGACGUCGUGCCGACGGUCAUUGAAAAACCGAGAUCGUUUAUGUGGGAUUUUUGUGCGUUGCUACAUAUUGUCACCGGCUGGAUUCGUAAUGUGUUCGGGCUUCUUGGCAUUGUGGGUGUGGUCAUUGCCGUGUUGUUCACUGUGAUUGAUUUGGUGUGGAACUUUCACACUGCACGAUUUGUCGAUCGCGAUUUGGUGUACGAGAACUUCACACAUGCGUAUGAAUUCUACAGCUGGUGAUGGGAAUUCGGUAUUCGUUGUUCUCGUCUUGUUUGUGUUGAGUUGUAAUUCUAAGAGUUCAGGUUUAAGUGGUAAUAUGACGUCAUUAUGCAUUAUGAAAUAUCUGAAAUAGACAUAUUGUUAAAUUUAAAUAUGACAAAUUCACAAUAUGAUAAUGA
This is a messenger RNA of Corticium candelabrum, 1777 nucleotides long. RefSeq lists its product as uncharacterized. The record is from RefSeq and is a predicted model, not a curated record. The transcript has 3 exons. NCBI's taxonomy places the organism in Eukaryota, Metazoa, Porifera, Homoscleromorpha, Homosclerophorida, Plakinidae. Bases 96 to 1619 code for a protein of 507 amino acids.